UCUCCGUCCCUCGAUUCCCAUUACUUCCCACCCUAUACAAAAAAAACUAUAAGAAAAGACUCUUAUUACACUAUUCAUUAAUUGCUAAAAAAUUUGUCUUUUGGUAGACAGUUAUACAUGUUAUUCUUACUCUGCACAGAAAUACGAACGGUGUGCACAGUAGUUAUUCUUAUUGUUAUUUUAAUUGUAACCAGAUCAAUGAAACUCAUUUGACGGACGAAGGAAAACACUUCACACCGGCGCAAAGUUCGAACAUGGACCUCCCUUCUGAUAUAAUUUAUGCCCUCAUUGAUAAAAUCAAGGCUAGUGAGGAGUUAUGGAACACGAACCACAAGAACUACAAGAAAAAGACGGUGAAGAGGAUGAAAAUAGUUGAUAUUAGUCGAGAACUACAGAGGGAUUAUCCGCAUCACGCUGAGAAGUUGACUCCAGAUCGUUGUUUCAUGAAAUUCCAGUACCUACGGAGUCAUUUCCAAAAGCAGCUGCGGAAAAUAAGAAAUACAUCGGAUGGGCCUGGCGGAAAGUCCACAAGUAAAUGGGAGUUCUUCAAGGCAUGCUCAUUUCUACUCCCUGUGUCUGCGUGUGAUACAGUCCCAAAUUCCGAAAUGCAGCAGAGUAGUAUGGUUUCUUCAAGGCCUUUAAAGGAUUUGGUAUGGGCUGGUUCUCUCAGUGAUUUAAUUGAUGAUCCUGUAGUUAUGGCACCAGAGGAAGAAAAGGACCCUCUGCAGCUUGCCACGACUUAUGUUGAGACACGACUUCCCGCACCAACAGACUCUACGUCCUCAACAUCAGAUGAAUCUAGUACUCCACCACCAAGAAACAACUCAUUUAUUGGUCCAACUCCAUUAAAGCCCAGUAAGAUGAGGAAACACAGGACAAGCAGCAUUUCACAUACUGAGGAGCAGUUGAUGAAAGAACUAGCUAAUGUGCAUAAUGAGUGGAAGGAAGUGAAGGAAUUAAGUGCACCCAUGGAUCCUAUAUUAGAAUCAGUAAAAGGGUUUUGUGAGGAUUUUAAAUGAGAGCCAUCCACACCUUAAGACAAAGUUCCACCGAAAGGUUUUUGAAGCAAUGGCAGCGAUCUCUCAAGAAUUUUGCUAACACAAAAAUUUCCCGCAUAUUGUGAGUCUGUAAAAUAUGCAUAGAUGAUAUUUUCUAUUCUUGCCUGA
This is a messenger RNA of Penaeus monodon (black tiger shrimp), 1166 nucleotides long. RefSeq lists its product as uncharacterized. The transcript is spliced from 3 exons. The coding region runs from base 255 to 1019 and encodes 254 amino acids. The record is from RefSeq and is a predicted model, not a curated record. NCBI's taxonomy places the organism in Eukaryota, Metazoa, Arthropoda, Malacostraca, Decapoda, Penaeidae.